CUGACUGUUCACAAAGACACUGCUGCUAUCAUUCUUUCGGCCAGGCAAUUUUCGGGUGUUCCCAAUCGUUUCGCUUCCUUUCUUGUCAAAUGUCUGCUUAAUUGUAAUUCUGUCUCGGGAUUCUGUUCUUCGAUCAAGGCAAAAUGCCAUCUGACAUCAGGAGUUUCUUUGGCGGAGGUGGAGGAGCGAACCCAGCGGCAAAGUCCAGUCAAACCGAGACUGCCAAACCCAAGUCCAAGUCCAGCAGCACCCAACGUGGACGAUCUCGGAAAGUUGUCUCCGAUGACGAAGACGAUGAAGUGGUCGAGACAAAGCCCAAGAAAGUCAACACCCCAAAGACGAAGAAAGUGACAAAGCCUGAACCAGCCGAGGAGGAGACUACAAGCUCAGCUUACUUUGCAUCAUCCAAAUCUAAAGCAAAACCUGCAAAAUCUACGCCCGUCAAGGCCUCUUCGACCACCAAUGGCGCAGGAAAGACACCUACGAAACAGGUCAACGGCGGAACCCCAUCUACGGGCCGAAGAUCUUCCAGAAAGACUGCUACGAAAACUUAUGCUGAAGACAACGAUGAGCCGGUAGCCCAACUACAAGAUGAAGAUGAAGGAGCAGACGAUAUCUUCAGUGACCUUAAGAGCAGGAAAGUCAAUGACGACUACGAGGAAGAAAUUGACGAAGAAGAGGUGAAGCCACAAAAGAAGACCGCCAAACCACUCAACGGUCACGCCAAGAAGGUCCUUGACUCCGAUGAUGACCUAGAAAUGGCUGAGAUACCGGCCUAUGAUGGAUCAGCGGACAGCAAACGAAAGAAACCUGCUGCAACAACUGCUGGUCGGAAGAGAAAGUCUAAAGAUCUCGAAGAGGAUGAAGAAGAUGACUUCUUGGACGACGAGGACGCCACACCGAAAAAGAAACCUAAGAAGGCAGCAGCUACUGCAGCGAAGAAACCCCGGGCUGCAGCCAACAAGGAGGAGCGAGAAGAAAGCAAGGAGAUCAAAUCUAUCCUUGACAACAUUCCUACCGUCCGAGCCCCAACUCCUCCACCAAGGGAUGAAAAUAGAAAAUUCACGUUUGGAGGAGGUAAUGCCGCUGUGGCACCACCAUCAGCAGGAAGUGCAGAAAUACCCGUCGGCGAGGACAACUGUCUUGCAGGUUUGACAUUCGUCUUCACAGGCGUACUCAAUUCCCUGGGUCGAGAAGAAGGUCAAAGUCUCGUCAAGCAGUACGGCGGCAAGGUUACCACCGGUCCUUCUAAGAAGACCAGCUACGUCGUCCUCGGUAACGACGCCGGUCCGAAGAAGCUGGAAACGAUUCGAAACCUGGGCAUCAAAACAAUCGAUGAGAAUGGGCUCUUUGCGUUGAUCAAGGCACUUCCUGCCAAUGGUGGUGAUGGUAAAGCUGGUGAAGCUUAUGCCGAGAAGCAAAAGAAGGAAGAGGCCAAGAUUCGGAAAGAAGCAGAAGAGAUGGAAGCACGAGAAGUACAAAGACGGAAAGAAGCCGAGAAGGCAGCGAAAGCUGCAGCAGUCAGAGGUGGAGCACAAGCACCGGCCAAACCUGCACAACGAAAGGUUGAUGACCGGCUUUGGGUUGACAAGUAUGCUCCAGACUCAACCACCAGUGUCUGCGGCAAUAAAGCUCAAGUCGAUGGCUUGCAGAGAUGGCUACGCAACUGGCCGAAAAGUGCCAAAACUGGUUUCAGAAUGGCCGGUGCUGAUGGAAAAGGAAACCUGCGUGCCGCUUUGCUGUAUGGGCCACCUGGUGUCGGCAAAACCACUGCUGCUCAUUUGGUGGCUAAGCUUGAAGGAUACGAUGUCGUUGAGAGCAAUGCAAGCGACACCCGAAACAAGAAACUGCUGGAAUCGGCCCUGACUGGAGUGCUGGACACGACAUCUCUUCUCGGUUACUUUGCGGGUGAUGGCAAGAAAGUGGAUGCCUCCAAGAAGAAGCUUCUCUUGAUCAUGGACGAAGUUGACGGCAUGUCAGCAGGCGACCGUGGUGGUGUCGGCGCUCUUGCAGCCGUCGCGAAAAAGACGAAUAUCCCCAUGAUCAUGAUCUGCAACGAACGAAAUCAGCCCAAGAUGAAACCUUUCUACAACGUCACAGCGGAGUUCCAGUUCAGAAGACCAACAACAGACAUGAUUCGUGGUCGUAUCGCAACCAUAUUGUUCCGCGAAGGCAUGAAGUUGCCGCCACAGAUUCUGAACGCGUUGAUCGAGGGAUGCAAUGGUGACAUUCGUCAGAUCAUCAACAUGAUAUCGACUAUCAAGCUUGACAGUAAGGACAAGGACCUCGAUUUUACUGACACGAAGGCGAUGUCGAAAGCGUGGGAGAAACAUGUCAUUCUCAAGCCAUGGGACAUUGUUAGCAAGAUCCUGCGACCGCAGAUGUUCGCGCAGAGCUCAACUGCCACUCUGAACGACAAGACUGAACUAUACUUCAACGACCACGAAUUCAGUUAUCUGAUGCUCCAGGAAAACUACCUCAAAACACAACCCACUCUCGCAAAUGGCUACUCUGGCCAGGAAAGAAACCUCAAGCUCCUGGAGCUCGCUGAUAAUGCAGCUUCUAGCAUUAGUGAUGGUGACCUGGUUGAUAGGAUGAUCCAUGGUUCACAACAGCAAUGGAGUUUGAUGCCUACUCAUGCUAUUUUCAGUUUUGUUCGACCUGCUAGCUACGUCUAUGGCAACUUCAGCGGCGGGAACGUCAGCUUCGCUGGCUGGCUUGGUCAAAAUAGCAAGCAAGGCAAAAACACACGCUUGAUCAAGGAGAUCCAGGGUCAUAUGCGACUUCGAUCGUCAGCUGAUCGUCACGAGGUCCGCCAACAAUAUCUGCCAGCACUUUGGAACAAGACCGUGGGAACUCUUCAACAUGACGGCAAGGAGGCGGUUCAAGAAGUUAUCGACUUUAUGGACUCAUACUAUCUGACCAAGGAAGACUUUGAGGCACUUAUGGAACUUGGUGUCGGUCCUAUGGACAUUGAGAAGGUCAAACUCGAGACGGCGACCAAGGCGGCAUUCACUAGACUGUACAACCAACAAAGUCAUCCAAUGCCGUUCGUCAAGGCAAGCAAUGUUUUGGGCAUGGCAAAGGCUGCGACAAAGAGAGACAAGCCGGAUCUCGAAGAGGCGGUGGAUGACUCCGAUGUCGACGCAGAACUCGGUCCAGAUGUGGCGCCGGGUGAUGAGGAGGAAGAGGAACUGGAUUUGAAGAAGGACAAAUAUGUCAAAGUUCCGAAAAAGAAAGCCGCUACUGCUGCACCAAAGGGCAAAGCCAAGAGAAAGAAGGACGAUGAGGAUGACGAGGAGAGUGAAGAACAGCCCAAGAAGAAGAAAGCUGCUGCCGGUGGUGGUAGAGGUGGCAGGAAAGGUAAGGGCAAAGCUUGAAAGCCGGCACUGUCGAAGGCUGAUAUGGUAUGCUUGAGCUGAUGGUGGCACUGUGGAAGAACAAAAAGAUGUACGUUUAUGACUUGUGGCUGGCCGUGUACACAGGUCUGCUCAUGACCCGAAAAUGAUAUUCGGACAAAAGCUAUGUAUCAAUACCAAAGGUUGCAUGCCAUUGGGCUACCAUAUCAUGAGGUGCAACGACCUAGCAUGU
Molecule: messenger RNA, 3591 nt
Organism: Exophiala viscosa
Lineage: Eukaryota; Fungi; Ascomycota; Eurotiomycetes; Chaetothyriales; Herpotrichiellaceae
Product: replication factor C subunit 1
Exons: 3
Coding region: 144-3380 (1078 amino acids)
Biological process (GO): DNA repair; DNA replication
Cellular component (GO): nucleus; DNA replication factor C complex
Molecular function (GO): DNA binding; ATP binding; ATP hydrolysis activity
Source: RefSeq, a predicted model, not a curated record